This is a messenger RNA of Eremothecium gossypii ATCC 10895, 909 nucleotides long. It is a transcript of the gene SUI2, whose product is annotated as translation initiation factor eIF2 subunit alpha. The coding region runs from base 1 to 909 and encodes 302 amino acids. The transcript has a single exon. Gene Ontology annotation, molecular function: RNA binding; ribosome binding; translation initiation factor activity. Gene Ontology annotation, cellular component: multi-eIF complex; eukaryotic 48S preinitiation complex; eukaryotic translation initiation factor 2B complex. Lineage: Eukaryota; Fungi; Ascomycota; Saccharomycetes; Saccharomycetales; Saccharomycetaceae. The record is from RefSeq and is marked provisional.
AUGUCCACUUCUAAUUGUAGAUUCUAUGAGAACAAGUACCCAGAAGUCGACGAUGUCGUCAUGGUCAACGUGCAGCAGAUCGCGGAGAUGGGUGCAUAUGUGAAAUUGUUAGAAUACGACAAUAUCGAGGGCAUGGUGCUAUUAUCGGAGUUGUCGCGGAGACGUAUCCGUUCCAUUCAGAAGUUGAUCCGUGUGGGCAAGAACGAGGUGGUGGUUGUGCUGCGUGUGGACAAGGAGAAGGGCUACAUCGACCUCUCCAAGAGACGGGUGUCGAGCGAGGACAUGAUCAAAUGUGAAGAGAGGUACCAGAAAUCAAAAGCCGUGCAUUCGAUCCUACGCCAGUGCGCGGAGAAGUUCCAGUUUCCACUGGAGGACCUGUACAAGACCAUUGCAUGGCCGUUGAGUCGAAAGUACGGCCACGCCUACGACGCGUUCAAGCUCUCGAUUGUCGACGAGACGGUAUGGGAGGGCAUCGAGCCGCCCUCUGCGGAGAUAUUCGAGGAGCUCAAACAGUACAUCAGCAGGCGUCUGACCCCGCAGGCCAUCAAGAUCCGUGCGGACGUCGAGGUCUCCUGUUUCAGCUACGAGGGUAUCGAGGCCAUCAAGGAGGCGCUGAAGGCCGCGGAAGCCACCUCCACAGAGCAGAUGCAGGUCAAGGUAAAGCUGGUCGCCGCUCCUUUGUACGUCAUCACCACCCAGGCGCUGGACAAGAACCAAGGUAUUGAAGCGCUAAACCACGCCAUCUCCAAGAUCGAAGAGUACAUUGCCAAGUACCAGGGUGUGUGCAAUGUCACUAUGCCACCGAAGGCGGUCACUGCCACUGAGGAUGCAGAGUUGCAAGCAUUGCUGGAGAGCAAGGAGUUGGAGAAUAGGUCCGAUUCGGAGGAAGAGGAUUCUGAUUAUGAGUAA